Molecule: messenger RNA, 459 nt
Organism: Trametes versicolor FP-101664 SS1
Lineage: Eukaryota; Fungi; Basidiomycota; Agaricomycetes; Polyporales; Polyporaceae
Product: small heat shock protein
Exons: 3
Coding region: 1-459 (152 amino acids)
Biological process (GO): response to salt stress; response to heat; protein complex oligomerization
Source: RefSeq, a predicted model, not a curated record
AUGUCGCUCGUCAACUUCUUCAACGAGUUCGACCAGCUCUUCGACGAGGCGUUCGCCCGCCGUGCUGACGGCGGCAGCGACAACCAGCUGCAACACCAGCCCGGGAACGCCAACAACGCGCCUCGUGCCCUCCGCCCAAAGAUUGACCUCCACGAAGACAAGGACAAGAACCUCGUCACCGCGACGUUCGAGCUUCCGGGCAUCAACAAGCAAGACGUCAACAUCGAGGUCCGCAACAACGUCCUGAGCAUCUCGGGCGAGUCCAAGUUCUCGUCGGACCGGGACGAGAAGGGCUAUCUUGUGCGCGAGCGCCGCUUCGGACGCUUCGCGCGUUCUCUCCCGCUUCCUGAGGGCGUCAAGCCCGAGGAAAUCAAGGCGUCCAUGGACAAUGGUGUCCUCACCGUGACGUUCCCUAGGCAGACGCCUGAGCAACUUCCGAAGAGGAUCUCCGUCGCUUGA